UUUUUACAAGAUUAAUGGUGGGACACAGCCGGUUGAAUAAGACUUUAAAUGUGAUAGGAAAGUAUCCAACAGGAAAGUGUUAUUAUUGCCAGGAAACAGAUACUGUGGAGCAUGUGUUGCUACAGUGUGGGCAGUAUCAGAGGUAAAGAGAGAGGAUGAGAUCUCGUAUGAGGAAGAUAGGGAUACAGGGAAUUAGUUUAAAGUAUUUAUUGAGUAAAACUUCCUUAGAUAUAGUCUCAAAUAUGUUGUUGUGUUUUUUAAUAGCAACAGGGCUGUCAGGUAGGAUUUAUUAUUUCCGUGUCUUUGGCCCACACUCCAGUACAGUUAGUGGCGGUAAUGCACUCUAACGUUGGAUGCCAACCGCUGAUAAACCCCACCGAAGAAGAAGACGUGUAGAACUGUGACAUAUCUGGGUUAUCUUUAUUGUCUGUGCAUCAACUCUUUAGACGUGCCAGUCCUGUGAGAGAUUGAUUGUCAUUUGAUUUCAAUGGUUUUAUCGGGCUGACCAGUCAUUGGAAGUAUACCGAUUUUUGUAUUUGACUUGCGGUGCUGUUGUUGUUAAACAGCUAGUGGCAUGCUUCUCACUGGCAGUGCUAGCGGUCGGCUAACAUAGCCAGCUAGCUUGUUUAGCUAGCUAUCUAGUUGCCAUUCAUUGAUUCUGACUUUCUGUUUUUAUUUUCGUUAACGUUAAUUGGUUGGCGAGCUAACGUUUAUUAGCAUACGCUAGUUGCUUUGAUUAAGGCUAGCUAGCUAGGUUACUGAUUUAACUGCAACGAUGCUAUGGUCAGUUUAUGACAAGAUGUUGGACUACCGAAAACUAGCUACCUAGCUAAAGUUACAAUUAAAUAAUGGGAGGUUUAGUUGACUAAUUGUAUUUGAAGAAGUAAGCUAGAGGGAGCUAGUGAUAGUGGUUUAAAUGGCAAAAAUAGAACCAGGAAAUGGACGUAAGUCAGCAGAGUCCCACAAAAGUUUGCGGGGCACGACAGAAAGUCUGGCACUGACAGAUGGAGAAGGCAACCCCUUCGGCUCGGACUCGGAACUAAAUGCCUAUACCAGUGAGAGACAGACGGAUAAAUAUGGAUUUAUUGGGGGUGCACAACAAUAUUCAGAACACUCAGCUGAAAACAUCCCUCCUGAGGUGCUGAGGCAGAGGGAGGCCAAAUGGCUGGACAUGCUCAACAACUGGGACAAGUGGAUGGCAAAGAGACACAAGAAGAUGAAGCUGCGCUGUCAGAAGGGCAUACCCCCCUCUCUGCGAGGCCGGGCGUGGCUCUACCUGUCUGGAGGAAAGGUGAAGAGGGAGCAGCACAAGGGCAAAUUUGAGGAGCUGGACAGCCAGGCGGGAGACCCUAAGUGGGUGGAUGUGAUAGAGAGGGACCUCCACAGACAGUUCCCCUUCCAUGAGAUGUUUGUGGCAAGAGGAGGCCAUGGGCAGCAGGACCUGUACCGUGUCCUGAAGGCCUAUACUCUGCACCGGCCAGAGGAGGGUUACUGCCAAGCCCAGGCUCCCAUUGCUGCUGUGCUGCUAAUGCACAUGCCUGCUGAGGAUGCAUUCUGGGGUCUGGUCCAGAUCUGUGAGAAGUAUCUUCCUGGAUACUACAGUGCAGGGCUGGAGGCGAUCCAGCUGGAUGGAGAGAUCCUGUUUGCUCUGCUGAAGCGGGUGUCUCCUCUGGCCCACCGCCACCUGAAGAAGCACAAGAUGGACCCCAUCCUGUACAUGACGGAGUGGUUCAUGUGUGCCUUCUCCAGAACCCUGCCCUGGGUCUCCGUGCUGCGUGUCUGGGACAUGUUCCUCUGUGAGGGAGUGAAGAUCAUCUUCCGGGUGGGCCUGGUGUUGUUGAAGUGCAUGCUGGGCUCCCAGGACAAGCUGAAGACGUGUCAGGGCCAGUAUGAGACUAUGGAGCUGCUCAAGACCAUAGAUACACGCUACAUGCAGGAGGGCUUUCUAGUACGGGAGAUUCUAGAGCUGCCAGUGUCAGAGCGGGACAUUGAGAAGGAGCACCUGGCAUCAGUGCGGCGCUGGAAGGAGACCCGGGGUGAGUUGCACUGCAAGUCCCUUCCCAGAAUGCACGGCGCCAAGGCCAUCAUGGCUGCCGAGCCGCCCAGUCGCCAAGACCUGAGACAGAACCCCACCAUCAUUGUCGAGUCGCCCCUGGCAACCAAGAGCAAUGGGGAGGACAAGGAAAGGAAAAAGACCAAAGAGGAGAAGAAUGGGAAGAAGAACAGCUCUCCGACCCCAGUGGCAGCCUACCUUGAACCCAGCGAGCCCUCCCCCCUCCUCAAAGACACAGCCCUGCUGGGCUCCAAUCAGAGCCUGAGCAGCACAGAGCAUGACACCUACCUGUAGCAGGUUAUAUUGGUGAGCACUAGAGCGCUCUGUGGGGGCAUUUUCCUGCCCUGACCAAUGAAAGAACUUGAAUGACGGGUUGAGGGAAAAUCAAUCAUCUGUAUAUCAUCUUCAUAAGGAAAUGAACAUUUGCAGGACAAUUCCUGUCACUAGACCAAAGCUUGUUGAUUUGAUGUUUUGACAUACAGUAUGUGUUGUAAGAUCCAUGCUGUCUGAAUUAUUCCUGAGUGUGUUUUUGAUUCUUUGCUGAGCUCCAGAGAACAGAGUUGAGUGUGUGUGUGGUGUCAUGCAGUGGGAGAAACAUGGUAGAAUGCCAGUUGAUGGACCACUCAUAUACUCAGCCAUGUUGAUUUCAUCUAGCCGUUUUGAUGAAGUAUAAGCUAUUUGUGUAUAGCUGUUUAUUAACUGGGCAUAAUUUCUUUGUAUACAUUCAUCUAUGUUUCACAUAAAUGUGUGUCACGGUCAAAUAUUUACCUGUAGAUAAGAUUACAAUUGCUGACGUUUCUGAAGGGAACAUCUGUAUGAAAGAACUGGGUAAAAAAAUGAUUGUACAUUUUUGUAUGGUAAAAGGAUGAUUUCUAUAAAAAUUGCUGUAGAUUCACACUUGCACAUAGUAUAAAACAUAAUAUACUAUAGAUUUUAUAUUUGUCUAAGAUGAAGCACUUUGUCCCUGGUCACUCCCUUUAAGAAUAGAAUUAACAAUAAUAUUUUGUUUGUCUUCUGUAAGAUUGUCCGUGUGUGUAUACACACUGAACAAAAAUGUAAACACAACAUGUAAAGUGUUGGUUUCAUGAGCUGAAAUAAAAAAUCCCAGAAAUGUUCCAUACGCACAAAAA
This is a messenger RNA of Salmo salar (Atlantic salmon), 3183 nucleotides long. Its product is annotated as TBC1 domain family member 10A. Lineage: Eukaryota; Metazoa; Chordata; Actinopteri; Salmoniformes; Salmonidae. Gene Ontology annotation, biological process: regulation of GTPase activity. The record is from RefSeq and is a predicted model, not a curated record. Gene Ontology annotation, molecular function: GTPase activator activity; small GTPase binding.